AUGUUACGUCGACAAGCCUUUGCGUGUGCUCGUCGUACGGCUCGAACACUCACUACUUCGGCGUCAGCUGCCAAUCCGCGGUCGACUAGAGCUGCAAUAAAUCCAUCUCCUGCGAUAACAGCCGGGCGACGGCUGUAUGCGUUUGCCUUUGGUGUUGGGGGAGUCACACUUGGUCUUGUUGGCUACAAGCUCUUGCCACGUGGGGGCGAGUCCCACCAGCAGGAUAUCCCAAUUGAACUCUCUGGUCGGCUCAUUCCGUUCAGCGAGGUCCAGAAACAUAAUACUCGCGAUUCAUGCUGGGUUGUUAUCAAUGGCGAAAUAUAUGACGUGACUGGGUUCCUCAACGAUCAUCCCGGAGGAAUUGGCCCCAUUCUCAAGGUCGCUGGGUCCGAUGCAACUCGUGUAUUUGUCCCGAUUCACCCGCCCGAUACGCUCUCAACGCUGCCGCCCACAUCCCACGUUGGCACUGUCGACCCUACAACACUUCCCGCUCAGUUAACUCAACUCACUGCCGAGGAAUUGAGGAUAAAAGAGGCUAGGGCGAAUCUACCGUCACCAGAAGCCGCUAUCAAUCUUGCGGAUAUUGAAAAACUCGCUCAAACAGUUCUUACUCAGACAGCAUGGGCUUAUUAUCGUAGUGCUGGAGAUGAUGAGUUUUCGUACCGUGAAAACAACUAUGCCUUCCGCCGGUACUGGUUCCGUCCUCGAGUGAUGAACAAAGUAUCCGAAAUUCAAACGUCUACCACAAUUCUCGGUAUUCCGACUUCUCUUCCCAUCUUCGUCUCGCCUGCUGCACUGGCACGAUUAGGCCACCCUGACGGUGAAGUCGGCAUCACACGCGGCGUUGCCUCCGAAGGUAUUAUCCAGGGCGUAUCAAUUAACGCAUCCUGCUCGUUAAAUGAAAUAAACGAUGCACGAUCCACCGACUUUUCUCCAUCCUCACUCUCACACUCUACUUCGCCCGGUCAAACACACUCUUCUGUCACCCCUGCGACAACCACACAAAAUCCAGAUGCCUCCUCCCAACAGCCACUUAUCUUCCAAAUCUACCUCAACAAACAACGCGACCUCUCCAAAUCGCUUUUGCAAAAGUCGAAUCAAUGGGUUUCAGAGCAUAGGCGAACAAAAGAUGAGGGAAAGUUUACUGGGCCAGCCCAGUAUGGAACCGGAACUGGGGAGGCAGGGAAGAAGACGCAAGGGGUGGCGCAGGCCAUUUCGGGCUACCAAGACCCGGACGUGUGCUGGGACGAUAUCGCGUGGAUUCGGAGUAUAACCAAACUCCCUCUUGUGGUCAAGGGAAUUCAAUGUGUUGAAGACGCUGAAAAGGCUUAUGAGCACGGAGUUGAAGGCAUUGUGCUCUCGAAUCACGGAGGACGUGAACUUGACUUCUCUCCAGCACCAAUAGAUAUCCUCCAUGAACUCCGCCAAAAGCGACCGGACAUUUUCAAAGAUGGACGCAUGGAGGUAUUUAUUGAUGGCGGGAUUCGACGUGGGACCGAUGUGCUCAAAGCACUCUGUCUGGGUGCGAAAGCCGUCGGAUUGGGCCGUCCUUUCUUGUAUGCGAAUGCAGCGUGGGGUGAAGACGGGGUGAGGAGAUGCGUGCAAAUUAUGAGAGAGGAAAUUGAGACGGGAAUGCGUCUCCUUGGCGUUACACGGGUAGAAGACCUUGGCCCACACCAUGUCAAGUACAUGGAUCGCGAACCAGCGCCCAUCCCAAGAACUGAUUCUCCAUGA
This is a messenger RNA of Rhizoctonia solani, 1734 nucleotides long. RefSeq names its product FMN-dependent alpha-hydroxy acid dehydrogenase. Gene Ontology annotation, biological process: lactate metabolic process. Gene Ontology annotation, molecular function: L-lactate dehydrogenase (cytochrome) activity; heme binding. The transcript is spliced from 7 exons. The record is from RefSeq and is a predicted model, not a curated record. Bases 1 to 1734 code for a protein of 577 amino acids. Lineage: Eukaryota; Fungi; Basidiomycota; Agaricomycetes; Cantharellales; Ceratobasidiaceae.